Cottoperca gobio is the source of this 3851-nucleotide messenger RNA. Its product is annotated as very low-density lipoprotein receptor-like. Lineage: Eukaryota; Metazoa; Chordata; Actinopteri; Perciformes; Bovichtidae. Gene Ontology annotation, biological process: receptor-mediated endocytosis. Gene Ontology annotation, cellular component: plasma membrane; signaling receptor complex; apical plasma membrane. Bases 51 to 3812 code for a protein of 1253 amino acids. The record is from RefSeq and is a predicted model, not a curated record. The transcript is spliced from 19 exons. Gene Ontology annotation, molecular function: protein binding; hormone binding; calcium ion binding.
AAAUGCUACACUUUUGCUUUGACAGCAUUUGGUUCGUUUGAUCUGUGGCGAUGGGAGGAUGUUUGUUGCUGUGUGCAUUCUUACUGCAGCUGUCAGGGUCCUUGCAAGUUGUAUCAGCUGGAAGCGGUGAAGAAGUGAAGUGUGGCGUGGGCGCUAAACCGUGCAAGGAUGGCUCUGAGUGUGUCCCCUACAACCACGUGUGUGAUGGAGAGGCUGACUGCCGGGACGCUUCAGAUGAAGCUGACUGUGCGUUAGCAUGCGCUGAAGACCAGUUCCAGUGUGCGCAUGGACAGAAGUGUAUAGAGCGGAGCCAGGUGUGUGAUGGCGUGCCUCAGUGUCAGGACCGCUCCGAUGAACUGAGAUGUGCCAAGCAGAUGGAGGGCUGCGCUCACCAGUGUGACGGCAAGAGCCGCUGCGUUCCCGUCAGCUUCCUCUGUGACGGGGAGCGGGACUGCUUGGACGGCAGUGACGAGGCCAACUGUGCUGACAUUAGCUGCAGUGCCAGAGAGUUCGAGUGCACCAGUGGCCAGUGUGUGUCGGCCAAAAUGCUUUGCGACGGCCAACCGGACUGCGGGGACCGCUCGGACGAGGAGGGCUGUAUCAAGGCGCCGGUCUGCACCACCAAGCACAGCUGCCCCCACAGCAAGGAGUGUCUGGUACAGGAGUGGAUCUGUGACGGGCUGCAGGACUGCAGAGAUGGCACGGAUGAGAAGGAUUGUCCCGUGGCUCCUCUGAAAUGUGGGACGUUCCAGUGGUCGUGUAAAUCCAAGACGCGGUGCGUCCCUACAGCCUGGUGGUGUGACGGCACGGAGGACUGUGACGAUGGCAGUGACGAGACCGAAUGUGGGCCGGUAACGUGCCUCCCUCACCAGUUCCACUGUGGCAGCCAGGAGUGCCUGGAUGCAGCUCUGCUGUGUGACGGCAUCUCCAACUGUGCUGACGGCUCAGACGAGGGAGGCAGCUGCCAGACGAAGUGUGCAGACGACAGACGCUGCUCCCAGAGCUGCUCCAGCACGCCGCAGGGAACGCGCUGCGGCUGUGCUGCAGGGUUCAGGCUCCUGGAGGACGGGCUGACCUGCGCUGAUGUCGACGAGUGUGAAGCCCAGAGCCCGGCUGUGUGCAGCCAGCUGUGCAUCAACACACAGGGCUCGUACCGCUGUGACUGUCACACAGGCUACAUAAUGGAGGCAGGGGGACACCACUGCAAGAUCACCGUCGAACCCUUCCUGUUGUCGUCGGUCCAAACGGACCUCUUCCUGCUCGGCCUGCGCAGCGGCAACCUGGAUGUGUUGGCGUCCCCGGCCAAGAAGGCCAUCCUCUCCCUGGACUACGACUGGAGGGAGCGGAGGGUCUAUUGGGUCAGUCUGGACACGGAGAGCGUCAGGUGGUCCUCGCUGGACCAGAAGACCACCGGGACCUUCAUUAAAGGUGUCCGGGCGGAUUCUGUCGCUGUGGACUGGCUCGGGAGGAACCUGUACUGGAUCGACGGCGUGAACAGUCAGAUCGUUGCCAUCAGACUGUCGAAAGGCUCCGUGAAGUCCGUGGACCGCAGCGUCAUCCUGGAUGAAGACCUGGAUCUGCCGCGCUCUCUGGCGCUGCUGCCACAGAAAGGGUUGAUGUUCUGGACAGAGAUUGGUAACGUGGUGAAGAUAGAGCGUGCCGGGAUGGACGGCUCGGAGAGGAAGGUGUUGGUGAACUCCAGUCUGGGCUGGCCGGGCGGCGUGGCCGUGGACUCUGUCUCUGAGAGGGUCUACUGGACGGACGAGAGGCUGAAGGCCAUCGGAUCUGCAACACUGGACGGAGAAGACAUUCGGAUUCUACAGAUGAAGGAGAGCACCAACCCGUUCUCGCUGGCCGUGUUCAAUGACAUGCUCUACUGGUCCGAUGCGAAGAAGCGAGUAGUGCUGGCUGCGCAUAAAAACUCUGGCAAAAACCUUCACGUUCUCCUGAAAAGACUCAGACAACCUUUUGGUGUGAAGAUCCUCCAUCCAUUGCUCCAGAUGGGCAUCGAGAGCCCCUGUGAGAAGAUGGGCUGUUCCCACAUGUGUGUGUUGGCCCCGCGAAACAAGGCUGUGUGCAAGUGUCCCUCUGGUCCGUUACUGGCUGAGGAUGGCCUGACCUGCUCCAGCCCGGUCAAUUCAGCGUUCCUGCUGAUGCUGUCUCCCGCCACCGUCACACAGAUCUACUUGCAGUCUCGACACACAUUAGGAGAGCUGAACACCUGGCCUGAACACCUGGCCCUGCAGGUGCCCAGCGUCAACGAGGCAGCCAUCAUGGACUACAGCAUGCGUGACCACACCUUGUUCUUGACGGACGACGGUACAACAUCGCUGAGCUCCUUCAAGCUGAAGGGUUCAGACUUGUCCUUUCGAGGGCAGCUUCUAAAACUCCAGGGCGACGCCAUCACUGCCAUGGCCCUUGACUGGGUAACUCUUAACGUCUACUGGAGCAGCAACAAACAGCCCCACCUGCAGGUCACCUCGGUCACCGGUGCAUACUCUGCUGUUCUCAUAAAGGAAGGUAUUGGUAGGGUGGAGUCCAUCGCCCUCCACCCUCCCAAUGGCAGAGUUUGUUUUACUAACCUGGGCCUGCAGGGGACUGAUACUGGUGCCAGUGUAGAGUGUGCCAACAUGGACGGUGCUGGGCGGCAUGUGGUUUGGAAGGAUGCUAACCAGCCCACAUCUCUGGUCUUCUCCAAUGAUGGGGAUACAAUUUACUGGGCUGACGAGGGUUUAGGGACCAUAGGCUCUGCCCAGCUUAAUGGUUCUGGAUACAAAGAGUUGAAGACCGGUGAUGGGCUGGCUGCUGUGGCGCUGAGUGAUGACACACUGUUCUGGAUGACACUCGGUGACAAGACGAGACUGUGGUACAGAGAUGAGCAGCAGAAAAACCAGUUGUGGUUUGAGAUCAGCACAGAGGUGGUCAGCUUGAAGGCUUUCAGCCAGUCCAGUCAAACGGGUUCAAACCUGUGCACAGAAAACAACGGCAAAUGCCAGCACUUGUGCCUCGCCACCCCAAAAGGUCGGACAUGCAAGUGUGCCCAUGACCACGUCCUUGUGAAUGCCACCCACUGCAGCCCGGAGCAGCGCUGCCCCAAUGGCAGCCGGGCCUGUCCGGAUCAACUCUCAUGUCAGCCUGUUGAGAAGUUCUGUAAUGGACAUGUUGACUGCCAUAACCACUCGGACAAGCACUGUGACAGCCUGAAGCGGCCGACUGUAGCGGCGGUCCCUGCGCCCACAGAGCCCAACAGCGCCUCUCCUCCUCCUCGUCCGUCCCUUGUAACUCCUCUCUCUGAAGUCCAAGGCCUGAACACCACCCUGGACGUAAACCUUCAGCUCAGGAACCUGGACGCCCUGCAGUGCAGCCAGAUACGCUGCAGUGGCAAUGGACGCUGUGUGGAGACCAAUGGAGACACUUCGUGUGUGUGUUCACUGCUCUACAGCGGUGAUUCCUGUCAAGACAAUCUCCUGAAGAACCUGCAGAGUCCACUUGUCUACGCCAUUGCGGGGCUCUGUGUAGGAGUGGUGGUUAUAGCUGUGAUGGCAGUGGUGGUUAGACGGAAGAGUGCCAACGCAAGGAGAGCUAGCUUAGCAGCAGCGAAGGACAUGAGCAUGGCUGACCUGGAGAGCAAAGCGGAGACCGCCCCCGGUUCACCAGAAGCCCCCGGUUCACCAGAAGCCCCCAGUUCACCAGAAGCCCCCAGUUCACCAGAAGCCCCCAGUUCACCAGAAGCCCCCAGUUCACCAGAAGCCCCCGCAGACGCUGAUGCACACAAACCAGAGGAAGCGGUGUCUUCUGUGGACGGGAGUUGAUUCAUGGGCAAACGUUUUAAAUAAACCUUCUGCAUUUUC